Messenger RNA from Papaver somniferum (opium poppy), 1278 nucleotides. RefSeq lists its product as uncharacterized. The transcript is spliced from 4 exons. The coding region runs from base 1 to 1278 and encodes 425 amino acids. The record is from RefSeq and is a predicted model, not a curated record. NCBI's taxonomy places the organism in Eukaryota, Viridiplantae, Streptophyta, Magnoliopsida, Ranunculales, Papaveraceae.
AUGGAGGAAAUUCAAAAGAGUUGGGGCAAUUCUUCUAGCAAUACUCUCAAUAAGUUAAGUUCUUUGAGUAAUGAUUUGACAAAAUGGAGCAAAAUUACUUUUGGACAUGUUACAAGAAAGUUACAACAAGAGAAACAGAAUCUUCUUGACUUGCAAGCUAGAGCUCACCUAACUGACACUAGAGAGGAGGAAAAAUCUAUCCUUAACAAGAUAGAAGUUCUUACAAGAAGAGAAAGGAUGUUCUGGGAGCAGAGGAAUCACUCAUCUUGGGUCCCUAACUGCGACAAAAAUACUCAGACCGAAUGCAACAAGCUUUCCUCUAUUCCUAGUUCCGAGGAAAUUUUCAAUACAAUUAGGAAAAUGAGCUCAGUUAAGUCCCCGAGACCUGAUGGAUACCCUUCCCUUUUUUACAAAAACUGUUGGCAUAUUAUUGGUCCAGAAGUUACGACCCUCAUUCAAGAUUGCUUCAGAUAUGCAUCACUCCCACCUGGAUUGAACCAUACUUUUCUUGCUCUUGUCCCGAAAGUUAAAAAUCCUUCAACCCCAGCUGAGUACAGACCAAUCGCUCUAUGGAAUGUUCUCUACAAGAGAAUGGAAAGGGAUGGAAUGUACGCUGGUUACUGGCUCAAUCGAUGGGAUCCUUUUAUAACUCAUAUAAUAUUUGAUGAUGAUGUGAUGCUUUCUGGAGUUCCAAAUAAUGCAAAAAUCAGUUCUACAAAUAUUACAUCUAGUCUGGCGAAUAGUUGUGCAUCUCAUAAAUUUCUGGUGGAGAAGUUUGAUGGUAAGCUUAUAGGCUGGAAAAGACACUUUCUUUCACAUGUAGGAAGGACAGUACUAAUACAAUAUGUGGUUGCUCUUCUACCUAUUUAUUUUAUAGCCGUCAGCAUAAUCCCAAAAGAAAUUAUCAACAAGCUAAAUCAGACAAUAAGAAAUUUCUGGUGGGGUCAUUCAAGAGAACAAAGGAAGAUGCAUUACUUGAAUUGGGACUGGUUUACUACAAGCAAAGAAAAGGAUGGUUUGGGAUUGAGGUCUCUAGAGCUACUCAACAAGGCUUUAAUAGCUAAACUGGCAUGGAGAUUUCUACGUGAUUCUUCUUCUCUUUGGGUUGUGUUGCUAAAAGCAAAGUAUCUGAGGGAUGUUUCUUUCUGGACUACAAAGAAACCGCAGAGGUGUUCUACCACUUGGGCUGCCAUGUUGGAUAGUAGAAAAAACUUGAAAGAGGGGUUCCUUUGGCUUUUGGAUGAUGGCAGUGAUUUUAGAAUUUGGACUGAUCCUUGA